This is a messenger RNA of Esox lucius (northern pike), 1238 nucleotides long. RefSeq lists its product as uncharacterized. The transcript has 6 exons. Gene Ontology annotation, biological process: response to bacterium. The record is from RefSeq and is a predicted model, not a curated record. Lineage: Eukaryota; Metazoa; Chordata; Actinopteri; Esociformes; Esocidae. The coding region runs from base 27 to 887 and encodes 286 amino acids.
GACAGAAGAAUAGUUCUUCUCAAAGCAUGGCGAGAAACUCACUACCGCCUCUACUGCUCUUUGGAUUGAGUUUGGUCCCAGCUUCGUUUUUCCAGUCUCAGACUGUGGUGGUACUUAGGGGGGAGUCCGUCACCUUGCUGUGCUCCAAUAUUUCAACGGUUGUGGGACAUGUAGCCUGGUUUAAACAAGUCAACAGAUCAGAGCCUGUGUGUAUCUCGACUAUGUACGGCACUCAUCCAUCAACAGUUGAUUAUUACUUAGAAAAUAGACAUUUUGAAAUGUACAGCAACAACACCACCAUCUUCCUUAAAAUCUAUAAGGUGGAUAUAGCUGAUAGUGGCUUGUAUUUCUGUGGGUUUUUUACAAAUACUAAAUUCAUGGUAUUUGUCAGUGCAACAUUUUUAAAUGUUCAAGGGUCCAAGUUAAGUGAGGAAAAAGAAGAGACCGUAAAGAAAAGACAGUGUAAUGGAACUACCAGUCUUGUUGGAGAGUGUAAUGGAACUACCAGUCUUGUUGGAGAGUGUAAUGGAACUACCAGUCUUGUUGGAGAGUGUAAUGGAACUACCAGUCUUGUUGGAGUGCGUAAUGGAACUACCAGUCUUGUUGGAGAGUGUAAUGGAUCUAUGGACUUGUUCCCAUUGGUUGUGAUCCUGGGUGGUGUGACUGCUGUACUCCUGAUAGUCAUUAUCAUCCUGUUGCUCAAGAUCCGACGAGAAACAAAAACAGAUAAUGAGACUCAAUUGCAGAGGCAAAAUAGCCAGGACGUGGAUGAGGACACAGAUCUUAACUAUGCAGCACUAAAUUUUAGUCAGAAGACACCAAGAAAGCCAAGUCAGCUGAAUAUGAUGGAGGACGAUUCUCAUGCUGUUUACACUUCCAUUAGAUAAUACCACAUGUUUUAAUGUUGAUAUUGAUUGUUGAUGUUGCUGAGUACAAAUCCAUGUAGCAUUGAUUGUUGAUGUUGCUGGGCUCUGUCCUCCUAUUUUAAUUAGUAAACAAAGAAAAAAAGGGCCAAUUUUGGAACUUCUAAGCCACAUUGGCCACAUUUUCUUCAUAUAUGACUCUGGUUUUAAGGCAUCCUGAGGUUGAACAUGAAGAUGUUUUUGCCUUCUGAAUUCAAAGAACAAAUGAAACAACGAUACCUAUAACGUUUUGUAAAUUACAUUACAUUAAAACAAACUUGGAGCACUUUUGGACCAACGUUACAGUACUUAUAAUAAAAAGACAUUGUUUGUAAA